Miscanthus lutarioriparius is the source of this 678-nucleotide messenger RNA. The record is from the annotation of a GenBank genome assembly. Lineage: Eukaryota; Viridiplantae; Streptophyta; Magnoliopsida; Poales; Poaceae.
AUGGUUAAUUCCUCUAUGCUGUGCACGGUGGUUGUUGCGGCGUGCCUCGCCGUCGCCGCUGCUGACUGGUCUCAAGGCACUGCCACUUUCUACGGCGGAAUCGACGCGUCCGGCACGAUGGGUGGCGCAUGCGGGUACGACAACCUGUACAACGCGGGGUACGGUGUCAACACCGCGGCGCUGAGCCCGACCCUGUUCAAUGACGGCGCGUCGUGCGGGCAGUGCUACCUCAUCACCUGCGACCCAACACGUCUGGGUGGCCAGUGGUGCAAGCCCGGCAACUCCAUCACUGUCUCCGCCACCAACCUGUGCCCGUCCAACUACGCACUGCCCAACGGCGGCUGGUGCGGCCCGGGCCGCCCGCACUUCGACAUGUCCCAGCCGGCGUGGGAGCACAUCGGCGUCGUCCAGGGCGGCAUCAUCGCUGUCCAGUACCAGCAGAACCUCGGAGGCAGUGGCUCCGUGGGCGCCGCCUGGGUGAAGGGCGACAAGACGGGGUGGAUCCAGAUGUCCAGGAACUGGGGCGCUAACUGGCAGGUGCUCGCUGGGCUCGUCGGCCAGGGCCUCAGCUUCGCCGUUACCAGCACCGGUGGGCAGUACAUUCAGUUCUGGAAUGUGGUGCCUGGGUGGUGGCAGUUCGGCCAGACCUUCACCACAAACCAGAAUUUCUACUACUAA